AUGCAAUUCGUCCACGUAAUAACUGUUCUAGUGAUCUGCAAUGUGGUAACAGCUGUACAGCAGGAUACUCUAACUGGAUUUGGAUUUGAACUACUGCAGGCCCAGUUGGAAGCGUUCGAAUCACGAAUGCAAAUACAACUAGAUGGUGUAAAAGAGUACGUUUCCAACACGGCCAUGAACAUAAAUUCGGGAGUAUAUUUUGUGAAUCUUACUCCGGAUUUAAACACAUCAUUUGAAGUAUUUCGCGAUGGUUCAAACAAUCAUGGAUUCGGUAGUAAUUGGACAGUCUUCCAGAAGAGAUUUGAUGGUUCGGUCGAUUUUAAUCGCAAUUGGACAGCAUACAAACACGGAUUCGGUGACGUUCGUCGUGAGCAUUGGCUGGGUUUGGAUAAACUUAAGUCAAUACUGGACACCGAACGGCACGAGCUGCUGAUUGUAAUGGAAGACUUUGAAGGAGUGACAGCGUUCGCGAAGUACGAUAACUUCAGGAUUGGCAAUGAGUCAGAAAAGUAUGCGCUACAAGCGCUUGGCACAUACACUGGCAUUGUAGGUGAUAGCUUCAGUAGUCAGUUGAGAUCCAACUUUUCGACCCCCGAUCAGGAUAACGCUGGAAAAUGUGCUAAUGUAUUCAAAAGUGGUGGAUGGCAUUCUAACUGUUAUCAAAGCAAUUUGAAUGGAAUGUAUCUCAAGGGUGGAAAACAAAAUACAAAUAAAGGCAUACAUUGGUACUUCUUCCGAGGCUAUCAAUACUCACUGAAAGCGACCAAGAUGAUGGUUCGACCGUAUACCCUGCGUAGCAAAGGCUGA
Anopheles marshallii is the source of this 807-nucleotide messenger RNA. RefSeq names its product ficolin-1-A. The transcript has 2 exons. Bases 1 to 807 code for a protein of 268 amino acids. NCBI's taxonomy places the organism in Eukaryota, Metazoa, Arthropoda, Insecta, Diptera, Culicidae. The record is from RefSeq and is a predicted model, not a curated record.